AUGGAUGAGCUGACGUGGAACAACAUCACGGGGAAUGAGUGUAACAUGUCGCGUGUGAGCAUUGAACAAAAACUGGAGGUCAUCUGUUUGAACGGAACCUCUACAAAAGCAUCAACAUGUGAUCGAUUAGCCCAUGGAAUCAGUCUGUCCACUCCUAUAAUCAUGACAACAUUUGGCGUGCUCGGCAACAUUCUAGCCUUGAUUGUCUUGUACGCUUCUAGGCGAGAGGCUCAAGCACGUAGAACAGUCUUCUUCGUAAUGCUGUCUGGUCUGGCUUGGACGGAUUUGAUUGGUCUUAUUUCUGUAAGCCCUAUUGCCAUCAUCACAUACGCCAACAAUUUAACAUGGGUCGGAGGCGCGCCCUUGUGUCGUUACCAUGGGUUCAUGAUGGUGUCUUUUGGUGUGGUCAUGCCACUGAUUGUUUGCUGCAUGUCGGUGGAGAGAUUCUUGGCCAUCAAGUUCUCAUAUUACUACGCUAGACAUAUCACCAGAAGAAAGGCCCAGCUGAUAUUUCUUGGCUGUUGGGCAGUGACUACUUCAUUUACCGCCCUGCCCUUUAUUGGAUUUGGCAGCUACGAGCUUCAGUAUCCUAACUCUUGGUGUUUCUUGAACUUUCACAGAGAGAGCACUGUUGAUACCGUUUACGCCGCCAUGUUCAGCAGUCUCAACAUUAUUGCUAUCGUCAUCACGAUCCUGUGUAAUCUUGUUGUGGCGGAAACACUCUGCCGACAUAGACUUCGGCGCAGACUUCGCAGCUCUCCGUCUAUUGAUAGAAAAUUGUCAGUUUCAGGAAUCGGCUCAGCUACGUCAGGGACAGUCAUUCGGCAGAAGCAUCACUCGGACAUGGAGGCUCAGAUGAUCUGGUUUCUGUGUCUAAUUACCAUCGCCUUCAGCGUCUGCUGGCUGCCUUUAAAC
Molecule: messenger RNA, 915 nt
Organism: Candidula unifasciata
Lineage: Eukaryota; Metazoa; Mollusca; Gastropoda; Stylommatophora; Geomitridae
Source: the annotation of a GenBank genome assembly